AUGAGGAACAUAGGCUUUGUAUCUGGGUAUAUGGAUGAAAUGCACUGCUUGGGUCCUGUGUUUGCGCUGUUUGUACCAUUUUAUUCCUCCAUUCCAAGAGUGCAGGUGACACAAGUAUUAGGCCACUUUUCUAUCACAAACAAGACACUAGUCUACAUACUGGGUUUACAGCUCUUAACCUCUGGUUCUUACAUCUGGAUUUUAGCCUUAAGUGGAUUGGUUUCUGGGAUUUGCUACAAUAGCAGUAUAUUAAAAGUUCAUCGAAUUCUUUGUGUACCCAGCUGGGUAGCAAAAAUAUUUUCUUGUACUCUUGAACCAAUCUUCUCAUCCGCGGAACCAACGAAUGAAGUUCGAGUGGGAAUGGGAGCAACAGUUGACAUCCAGAGGCAGCAGAGAAUGGAGCUACUGGAUCGUCAGAUCAUGAUGUCUCAGGUUGCCCAAAUGAGGCGGCAAAGGCAGCAGCAGGGUGGGAUGAUUAACUGGAAUAGACUGUUUCCUCCUUUACGUCAUAGACAUAAUGCGAAUUAUCAAGACCAUCACCCGUCUGAAGAAGACACACCUCCACCUACCGAGAUUUCUGAAGAGCAGGUUGCACGACUUAUGGAAAUGGGAUUUUCCAGGGGAGAUGCUCUAGAAGCUCUGAGGGCUUCAAAUAAUGACUUAAAUGUAGCCACGAAUUUUCUACUGCAGCACUGAUGGGUUUCUGUGUGAAGGAACUUCACUUGAUGGGUUUGUAGACAUCUAAAAGAGGAUCAAAGCCACCUGCUGGACAGACUCACGAAGGUCGGCCACCGCAAGAGCGUCAGAAAAGAGAAACUGGCUCGGCGUGACUGGUGAUUCAAAGUGAUGUUAACACAUGACGUGAACUGUUCCCAAGCCUUCAGCUCACUUGGUGGUUUCUAGUCUGGUUAUUCUUUUCAAAGUAACUUUAGUUUCUACUUACUACUGGAUAUCACCUGAAUUUAUUUUUAAAAUAAAGUAAGUGUUUUUUUUCUUGUAAAUCCUUGUUAGACAUGUUAUCAGACUUAAUGGCUAGGAAAAGAAGCUCCAACAACUAGAUUUACCUAUCAAGAAAAAUCAUAUUUUUUUCAUUUACCAGUCUAAUUUCUCUAUCUUACAUGUUAUUUUACAGUACUUGAUUUUUUUAUUACAGUAAUAAGAGGCUUGAAGAUCACUUCAUUUGCAACUCAGUAAAGGAUUAUGGGACUAUUAUGUCAUUCUUUGGCAAGUUUUAUUAAUGCCUGUAAUAUUUUAUUUCUUGAAUUCCUUUUUAAACAGAAGUUGUCAUUCAGCACAUAACGCACAGAUAUGAUGACAGAAAAUUCAUGUGCGUAUUGCAAGCUAUGGUAAGCGACCACAGUAAAUUUAAAUUUUACUAACUGAGUGAGUU
This is a messenger RNA of Cariama cristata (Red-legged seriema), 1390 nucleotides long. RefSeq names its product ubiquitin-associated domain-containing protein 2. Gene Ontology annotation, molecular function: protein binding. The transcript has 6 exons. Bases 1 to 696 code for a protein of 231 amino acids. NCBI's taxonomy places the organism in Eukaryota, Metazoa, Chordata, Aves, Cariamiformes, Cariamidae. The record is from RefSeq and is a predicted model, not a curated record.